This is a messenger RNA of Cydia fagiglandana, 698 nucleotides long. RefSeq lists its product as uncharacterized. Lineage: Eukaryota; Metazoa; Arthropoda; Insecta; Lepidoptera; Tortricidae. Gene Ontology annotation, molecular function: serine-type endopeptidase inhibitor activity. The transcript has 5 exons. The record is from RefSeq and is a predicted model, not a curated record. Bases 51 to 698 code for a protein of 215 amino acids.
UUUUUUUAAGCUACUCUACUGGGUCAUGAAAUGUAACAAUUGUUUCGAAAAUGAAUAUCUUACGCGUUGUAUUAUUUCUUGUAAGUGUUAGUUUUGUUUAUACUGAUGAAAAUGAAGAUGAUAUUACAGAAGAUAAACGUGUGUUAGCGCUGAUGAAAGAAAGGAAACGAUACCAAAAAGUGCGAUGCUCGCGUCGCUUCACGCCUGGGACUUGUAUGGACCCAGUACGACCCGUGUGGACCUUUGUGGCACCUUUACAGUCCUGCACGGAACGCCUCGGCUGCCCAUCGGGGCUCUUCGCGAACCGCUUCAACUCAUUCGAGGAAUGUACCACCAUGUGCCGCGAGCUCGUCUACCUCUAUAUGUACCUGCAGUCUUUGGACAACGAGACGUUCAGGGUGCCCGAUGAAGCGCUGGAGACGUCGACGGGACAUAGCAGCGACUUCAUAUAUGCCGAACUCGUGCAAGAGCAACUAGACGAACAGGAAUUAGAAGGCGAGGGCGUUGAAGAUGUCGAGGCUGACAAUUUCAGACGAAACUUCAAGUCUAUGUUAUCGAACCUGCCGGAAUCGGACCCGGAGUACCCGGAUCGUCAUUACGAGGCUAGCGACGACCGCCCGCCGCCCCAGUCCAGCAGGGAGCUCAUGGAAGAUACCAUGGAGGAUCUUGUCGUGCCUAAUAUUGACCACUUUGUGUAA